Staurois parvus is the source of this 591-nucleotide messenger RNA. NCBI's taxonomy places the organism in Eukaryota, Metazoa, Chordata, Amphibia, Anura, Ranidae. The record is from the annotation of a GenBank genome assembly.
UCCACAGUCUCUGGUCAUCUCCUGUACUGUCUGCAGUCUCUGGUCAUCCCCUCUACUGUCUGCAGUCUCUUGGUCAUCUCCUGUACUGUCUGCAGUCUCUUGGCCAUCCCCUGUACUGUGUCCGCAGUCUCUGGUCAUCUCCUGUACUAUGUCCGCAGUCUCUGGUCAUCUCCUGUACUAUUUCCGCAGUCUCUGGUCAUCUCCUGUACUGUGUCCGCAGUCUCUGGUCAUCUCCUGUACUGUGUCCGCAGUCUCUGGUCAUCUCCUGUACUGUGUCUGCAGUCUCUGGUCAUCUCCUGUACUGUGUCCGCAGUCUCUGGUCAUCUCCUGUACUAUGUCCGCAGUCUCUGGUCAUCUCCUGUACUGUGUCCGCAGUCUCUGGUCAUCUCCUGUACUAUGUCCGCAGUCUCUGGUCAUCUCCUGUACUAUGUCUGCAGUCUCUGGUCAUCUCCUGUACUAUGUCCACAGUCUCUGGUCAUCUCCUGUACUGUGUCUGCAGUCUCUGGUAAUUUCCUGUACUGUGUCUGCAGUCCAUUGUGGGGCUGUGCUAUGUCCGCAGUCUCUGGUCAUCUCCUGUACUAUGUCUGCAUU